GCCACAAGUACAAAUCAACCACAACGCUCCCGGCGACGAAGAAUUGAAAUCCAGAAGGCGAGCAAAAUAACGGAGAGUGAUUGUGAUUUGUGGAUGCAACAACAGAACACAGUCUCUGCACUUUUUGCGAGAGAUGUAGUGAAACUAGGGAAAUACGGUUCAGUUUUCUAUAAGGGGAAUUAAGUCUUGAUCCAAUUGAAGUUGUCUGUGGCAGUUCUACGAGAUGUACCAAUUUUACACUUCUAAAAUGUUGUUUCCUCUGAUUCUGCUGGGCCUCGGUGUUUUGGGCAACUGUAUGGCUUAUGCUUCUCCUUCGGAGACAGCUAUGCACACCAAUAACUGGGCAGUUCUUGUCUGUACCUCUCGCUACUGUAAGUUGUUGACCCUGAUAAACGAUUGUCGUCAUUCAGGUUUAAUUAUCGGCACAUGGCUAAUACACUAUCCUUGUAUAGGACUGUGAAAAGGCUAGGAAUACCUGAUGAGAGGAUUAUACUAAUGUUGGCAGAUGACAUUGCCUGCAAUCCUCGAAACAAAUACCCUGCAGAAGUGUUUAACAAUGAAAAUCACAAAAUCAACUUGUAUGGAGAUAAUGUUGAGGUCGAUUAUCGAGGUUAUGAGGUGACAGUUGAAAAUUUCUUAAGGGUGUUGACUGGACGCCACGAGGCUGCUGUUCCAAGAUCUAAACGCUUGUUAAGUGACGAAGGAAGCCACAUUCUUCUAUACAUGACAGGACAUGGGGGAGAUGAAUUUUUGAAGUUCCAGGAUUCUGAAGAACUCCAGAGUCAUGAUUUAGCUGAUGCUGUGAAACAAAUGAAAGAAAAACUUAGAUUCAAGGAGCUGCUAAUAAUGGUUGAUACUUGCCAAGCUGCUACUCUCUUCAAUCAGCUUCAUUCCCCAGGUGUUUUAGCCAUUGGAAGUAGCAAGAAAGGAGAGAACUCAUAUUCACAUCACUUGGACCCUGAUGUUGGUGUUUCUGUAGUUGACCGUUUCACCUAUUACACACUAGCCUUCUUUGAGAGAUUAAAUAUGUACGAUAAUACUUCAUUAAUCAGUCUUUUCAGUUCAUAUAAUCCAAGUUUGUUGAUGUCAACUGCAUAUUAUAGAACUGAUCUAUACCAACGUAGAUUGGAGGAGGUUCCUGUAACGAACUUCUUUGGCUCGGUAAUGGAAACAGUUCAUACCGAUUCUGCUUACAAGAUUGUCUCAAGAAAGGACUACAACAGGGGUGAACCUGAAUUACAUCAAGUGUCGCAGCACAAUGAAAGGACAUUGAUUUCUUCAGAUAAUCCGGAUCAUUUUAGUGAACCAAGCACAAGGGAUGAAUAUGGGGCUUUAAGAAGUAUAUGGAGAAGUUUGCAUAAUAAGAUGGAACAAAUUGAAGAUGCUGAUACUUUUGUGAACUAUGGGUUGGUCAUUAUGCUUCCAUUCUUAGGGAUCUCCAUGUUGCUAUCAAGGUGAAGAAGCUGUCCGUAUUUCUUGUGCAUCACUUCAACUUUGAAAUUCAGUUGUUUAUAUGUUUGUCCUUAGUGUUGCGUCUUGAAUAUGUUCCAAAACAAUUUUAAUACUAUGAUCAAAUUGGAGAAUAUCCAUGAUCGCCUAAAAAAUGCUCUUUUAACAACAGCUGAAUCAAGGUUUGGGAAAAGAUCUUUAUUAUCAUUUGCAAAUUUCCUUCUAACGAGCUGAUGAUUUGAAAACAAUUUUGAAAGAAGAGCAAUAGAGUUGUACAUGUACUCGUAUUGUUUUUUUA
Cucumis melo (muskmelon) is the source of this 1747-nucleotide messenger RNA. RefSeq names its product GPI-anchor transamidase. The record is from RefSeq and is a predicted model, not a curated record. Gene Ontology annotation, biological process: proteolysis; protein localization to cell surface; attachment of GPI anchor to protein. Gene Ontology annotation, molecular function: GPI-anchor transamidase activity. Gene Ontology annotation, cellular component: GPI-anchor transamidase complex. NCBI's taxonomy places the organism in Eukaryota, Viridiplantae, Streptophyta, Magnoliopsida, Cucurbitales, Cucurbitaceae. Bases 427 to 1458 code for a protein of 343 amino acids. The transcript has 10 exons.